AUGGCAAUUCUGAACCACUGUCUCUCAGUGACCUCCACAGCAACACCCAUCUCCCCAGACUCAGCAACUCCACCUGUACCAGACCCAAGACAGACCAAGAUCCUAUUGCCCAAGAAGAAGCCCAUGAAAUGGUCCACUGGGGUAGCUCCAGGGGAGUAUGGUGGCCCACCAACCACAACCAAGCUCCGAAAGUACUGGGGAGGAGAAGAUGACCCUCUUACCUCUGAUGAUUUCAUUUGGAACAGAGAAUUCAUGGACCGCAUGAAAAAACUCAUUCAGGACCCUGACUCUUCCACUCAAGCCACUACUGUUCAGGAAAAGCCUUCUGGGUUUCUUAGCUUGAAUAGAGUCAUGACUCUUGACAGUUUAGAAGUUGAUUUCAGCAAAGAACUCACUGCUGCCCCUGCCCAGCCCAAGAUAGAACCUGUUGAGGCUCCAGCACAAAGUGCCAGCAGCACUAGAAUCAAAUGGAAAUUGGCACCAACACGGCGUGAGCAAGAUAAGUGGGAUAGAGCAACUAAGGCUGCAACUGGAGGCAGUGAAGUGAUGUUUCGGGAAUUAAGGCGCUCUCGGGAGGACCCAAAAGUAUUGGCUGAACAGUAUAGGAAACAGUAUUUUAAGUUAAAGAAGAGGUUGCAAUUCCUUACACUAGGUUUAGGCGGUGUUGGGUUAGUCUCAGCUUAUGUUUCAUAUUCCCCUGAAAUUGCAGCUAGCUAUGGUGUUGGGUUGCUUGGUUCUGUGGCUUACAUGCGUAUGCUGGGGAGUAGCGUGGAUUCCAUGGCAGAUGGAGCAAGGGGACUUCUCAAGGGAGCGAUUGGGCAACCGAGGCUGUUGGUUCCUGUUGUACUAGUCAUGAUCUUUAACAGGUGGAAUGGGCUCGUCGUUCCACAAUAUGGAUUUAUGCAACUGGAAUUGAUACCAAUGUUAGUGGGAUUCUUCACAUACAAGAUUGCUACUUUUAUCCAAGCUAUAGAGGAAGCACUUCCUGUAGCUGAGAAAACAGACACAAGUUCAAGCUAA
Messenger RNA from Prunus armeniaca (apricot), 1020 nucleotides. The record is from the annotation of a GenBank genome assembly. NCBI's taxonomy places the organism in Eukaryota, Viridiplantae, Streptophyta, Magnoliopsida, Rosales, Rosaceae.